AUGAACAUCUUUCGUUUGGCGGGUGACUUUGCCCAUCUCGCCUCGAUCUUCAUUCUGCUGCACAAGAUCCAGCUCUCGAAAUCAUGUCGCGGCAUUUCGUUCAAGACGCAGCUGCUCUACACGGUCGUCUUUGUCACGCGCUAUCUCGAUCUGUUCAAGGAAAACUCGCUCUAUCGAUUCCUCAUGAAGGUCUUCUUCAUCGGGUCUAGCGUUUAUGUGCUGUAUCUGAUGAAGAUCAAGUUCAGACCGACGCACGAUCCUGCGAUCGACACGAUCAAGUUGGAGUAUCUGAUGGGUCCUAGCUUCGUGCUUGCGUUGCUGUUCCACUAUCACUUCGACUUCAUGGAGAUCCUCUGGACGUUCAGCAUCUAUUUGGAGGCAGUGGCGAUCUUGCCCCAGCUGUUCAUGUUGCAGAGGACCGGAGAGGCAGAGGCGAUCACGACACAUUACAUCUUUGCGCUUGGAGCGUAUAGGGCGUUGUACAUCCCGAAUUGGCUCUACAGGUACAUCGCACACAACGAGAUCGACCCCAUCUCGAUCCUCUCGGGUCUCGUACAGACCGGUCUCUACCUCGACUUCUUCUAUGUGUAUUUUACAAAAGUGAUGAAGGGCGAAAAGUUCGAGCUGCCUGCAUGA
Kalmanozyma brasiliensis GHG001 is the source of this 636-nucleotide messenger RNA. Its product is annotated as ER lumen protein retaining receptor. The record is from RefSeq and is a predicted model, not a curated record. Gene Ontology annotation, molecular function: ER lumen protein retrieval receptor activity. The coding region runs from base 1 to 636 and encodes 211 amino acids. Gene Ontology annotation, biological process: protein retention in ER lumen; endoplasmic reticulum to Golgi vesicle-mediated transport. The transcript is spliced from 3 exons. NCBI's taxonomy places the organism in Eukaryota, Fungi, Basidiomycota, Ustilaginomycetes, Ustilaginales. Gene Ontology annotation, cellular component: membrane; cis-Golgi network; endoplasmic reticulum.